Messenger RNA from Symbiodinium pilosum, 1140 nucleotides. NCBI's taxonomy places the organism in Eukaryota, Dinophyceae, Suessiales, Symbiodiniaceae. The record is from the annotation of a GenBank genome assembly.
AUGUUCCAAGGGCAGCGGGUGCUGACGACAGUGGCGUCACUUGUCGGCAAUCCCGGGCGGAAGCUGACAUUUGGACUUCUGCGUAAGCUGGACGAUGAGUUGAAUGGAAGGUGGGUCAUCGAAGAUCUUCACAAGGUCAUGCCAGUUCAGUUGGCAGUGCAGGCGUCUGCUCAUUUCGUGACCGAUGCCUCCUUCAUCCUGGCGGAGGGUGAGAUCCAGGGAAGCAUCUUCAAAAUCGACGGCCUGCUACAAGUCGAAGCAAUCACGCGGGAGGCGAGCCUCAAGGAGGAGGUGCCGCGCCAGAUUUUUGGCGGAAAUGCCACGGACGAUCAGCUGAAGAAGCUGGAGAAGCAAUACGAGCCGAUCAACUCUGAUGGCAUGUUCGUGGUCUUGUCAGAGGUUCAUUUGGACAGCGCGCCGGUUUUGGACAUGCUCGAGACCAUGUUCCAAGGCUACGAGCAAGCCGGUCCGCCCGCAGCUUACAUCUUCAUGGGCAACUUCAGCUCUCGCCCCUUUGUGCCCACAGCCGAGGGUGUGCGGCAUUAUCGUGAAGGAUUCGAGCGGUUGAAGUUUAUGAUGCACGGGCUUGAAGCUCACGUGGCAAGCGGUACCCGUUUCAUCUUCAUUCCUGGGCCGAAGGAUCCCGGGGCGCAGACCUUGCCAAGGGCCCCGCUGCCGCAGUACUUGACUGCAAACUUUGCAAAGGAGAUUCCCGGAGUUGUCAUGGCCACAAAUCCUUGCCGAGUGAGGCACUACAGCCGCGAGAUUGUCUGCUUCCGCCACGAUGUCCUGCGCUUGCUGCGGCGGCAUGAGGCAGUGCCUUUGCUGUCCUCAGAGUCGCAGGUACAGGGCUUUGACGACCUUCGGUAUACGCAGGCGGCACGCUUCAUCUUGGACCAGGCACACCUUGUCCCCCUGCCUUUGGAAGAGAGCAACAUCUUGUGGGAGUAUGACCACACGAUGUGGCUCUACCCGCUGCCGCAUGCAGUCUUCAUUGGAGGUUCAACACCUCCAUUCGAGUGCAGCUACAAGGACUGCAAGUUCACCAGCGUGGGACCUUUCAACGCAGGCAGCUUCUAUGCCUACUACCCGGUCAAGGACGAACUGCAAAUAUGCGAUGUGCCAGACCGGGCAGGUUGA